AUGAUCAGCCCAAAAAGGCUUAUUGAACUGGCAAGGAAGUGGCAAAGAAUGGCUUCUGCGAAGCGUAGGAGAAUCAUGUAUCCAAGAAGUUUAGUUGCUGAUAAAGGCCAUUUUGUUGUGUAUACAACUGAUGAGAAAAGGUUCAUGGUUCCCUUGGAAUAUCUCAGCCAAAAUGUCUUCAUAGAGCUGUUGAGAAUGUCUGAAGAAGAGUUUGGUCUUCCAACUCAUGGAGCUAUCACAUUGCCUUGUGAUAGUACCCUCUUAAAGUAUGUCAUUUCAUUGGUCCGAGGACACAUGCCUGCAUAA
This is a messenger RNA of Pistacia vera, 306 nucleotides long. RefSeq names its product auxin-responsive protein SAUR64-like. The coding region runs from base 1 to 306 and encodes 101 amino acids. The transcript has a single exon. Gene Ontology annotation, biological process: response to auxin. Lineage: Eukaryota; Viridiplantae; Streptophyta; Magnoliopsida; Sapindales; Anacardiaceae. The record is from RefSeq and is a predicted model, not a curated record.